Molecule: messenger RNA, 531 nt
Organism: Musca domestica (house fly)
Lineage: Eukaryota; Metazoa; Arthropoda; Insecta; Diptera; Muscidae
Exons: 3
Coding region: 1-531 (176 amino acids)
Source: RefSeq, a predicted model, not a curated record
AUGAAGCCAUUUUUGGUAGUAAUAUUUUUGGUAACAUUCCAUGUUACUGCAUUUGGGGUUAAGAUGCGUUUCACGAAUCUGAAAUGUGAAAAUUUACGUCCUGAUUUUUCGGUCUUCAAGGAAUGCCGUCUUACAGUGGUGAAGCGUGAUAUUAUUUCGUUGAACUUCAAUGUAAAAUUAUUAAAGCCGCCGGUAACAAAUGUAACGGUAAUUUUAUCGUUUUUCAAAAAAUACAGUGGUUAUCGACCAUAUAUAUACAAUUUAACCGUUGAUUUUUGUAAAUUCAUGAAGAAUACUAGUCGCUAUCCGUACGCUAAACUAUUUCUGGAUGCCAUACUCAAGGAUUCGAAUGUAAAUCACACUUGUCCUUUUGAUCACAAUAUAAUUGUGAAAGACUUAAUAUUGGAUGAAAGUAAAUUUAAAUAUUUCCCAAUUCCAAGCGGUGAUUAUAUGCUUCGGAUAAAAAUAGCAGCCUAUAAUGAUUGGAAAGGCGAUAUUAAAGUUUAUUAUAGUAUAUUGGCAGAUUUGUGA